GACACUAUAGCUUCACGCUUACGGGUUUUAGCCUGCGUCCGAUUUUGCAAACCUCUCAGCGGACCGAUGCCUUGUUCCAAGUAUUGUUAGCAUGGAGAUAUUAUUACAUUGUGCUAGCGAAUCCCCAUGGUCAAGCGCCAGCGCUUACGCCGGGGUAGAUGCUCUGAGGGGACCUACGUAGGCUUCAGCAGGCCAAAUGUUCUGCUGCUUCAAGUCUCAGGCUGUGGAUGGACAUUCCACAGCUGCGGGCUCGGCACGACCGAAGCCGGGUGACGGGGCUGCUCCGGCUGGGUCGACCGUGCCGAGCGGCACAGCGCUUUCGCAGGAAGAAGCAGUAAAACAGCAAAAUGCAUCAGAAGCUUACGCUGAGGGCCAGCGGCAGCAAUUUGGGCAUCGGCAACAAAACGUUUCGCUGCCAGCGGCGCAGGAUGGCGUUAUGCGCGUUGUCGCAUUGCUCCAGGAGCUGCUUGGACAUACGUCAGAGCGCAUGCAGGUCAGCCGCAUCAUGGCGUUGCUAUGCCAGCGGCUCUCAGUCUCGUGGGCCUGCCUCACGGCGCUGUCCUCUGAUGGGGAGGUCUUCCAGCAUCUGGGCGCGGCGUAUCACUUGGAGUAUAAUAAACUCACGACGGGAGCGUCCUUCUCCUCCUGCCGCACCAACAGCGGCGUGCAGUUCCUCAAUCAGGGCCCUGGGCUGGGGGUUGGUGGCGGCGACCGGGGGCGCGGGCCGCCCUCCCGCACUAGCUCCACCAACAGCCUGGCAGCAGCGACGACGGUGGAGGUGGGCAUGUCGGACCCGCACGUGCUGCGCGGCAGCGACACCAGCGUGGAGACGGCCGCAUGCUCGGGCCAGCCACUGUACCUCAGUGACCCGGGUGUUGUGGCGAUGGCGGCCUCACCGGCGGCGCAGCCAGGCGGCGUGCCGCCGCCGUGGGGCCGGCCCACGCCCGCAAGCCCUGGCAACUUGCCCAUGCCCCCGCCCAGCAUGGACAUCAACCCGGGCGCGCAGUUCGUGGCUGCUGCCGUAGGUCAACGGGGCUUGCAGCAGUCGUUGUCGCAGCCGCAUCCGCACCAGCACCAGGCGCACGACGGGGCCGGCGCCUUGCCCGGCGCCACCACCGGCUCGGCGGGCAACGUGUCGAUGGACGGUAUGACGGGCACGGCCACGAUCACCGGCGGCACCAGCCGCGGCCCCUCGCUGUUGUCGCGCGACGUCAGCAACAGCACCUCGCAGGCGACGGAGAUGACGCCGCCCUUCGCAGCCUGGCCCCUGGACUGGCAGCUGCUGUGCCGGGAGAAGGGCCUGCGCGCCUUCGCCUGCCUACCCGUCACCGCCACCAACGGCAGCGACACGGUGGUGGGCUGCCUGUCGCUGGGCAGUGUGGAGCCCAUCGACUGGACCAAGCAGUUCUGGCACGCAUCCACCAAGCUCAUCACAGGCUGGGCGGCGGGCGCCAUCACCACCACGCGGGCCACCGCGCGCGCCUCCUUUUACUCGCGGCUGCUGGGCGCCACGGACCUGGACGGGCUGGCGCGGGCGUUUGCCUAUGACAUGCCUGUGUUCCUGGCCGACGGCGCGGCGGGCCCCGGGACGGCGCUGCCCGAGGUGCGGCUGGCGCUGGUGUCCAGCCGCCUGCAGCACGCGGUCGUGUACGCGGCGCCGCUGCUGCAGGUGUCAGGGCGGCUGGGCCUGCCACCCUGGAGCGGCGUGGGCGCGGCGGGCAGUGCUGGCGGGUACGGCGGGUACGGCGGCUACGGCGGCUACGGGACAGGCGGAGGUGGAGGUGGGGGCCCUGGCGUGCUGGCUCUAGGGAUGGGCGGCAUCGUGAUGGGCGGCGGCUCUCAGGCGUCGCCUAUGGGCGUGCAGCCGUCGGCGGCCAGUAGCUCGAGCUCCUCCAUGGGUGGCCUGGUGCUCGUGCCCGCGGGCGGGGCAGGAGGAGGCGGAGGUGGGGGUCGAGGCACCGCUGCAGCCAAUGGUGCUGUAGGCGGGGGCGGGGGCGGUGGCGCCGGCACGGGGAUAGUGGUGGGGCGGAAUAGCGGCAACGGCAACGGCAGCUCGCCGAUGGGGUACGACACCAUGGACUGCAUGGUCCUGGGGUCGGCGAUGGACGGCGAGGACGGCAUGGUGUCGGGCGACAGCAGCAGCAACAGCGGCCAGCGGGGCCAGGCGCUGUCGGCGCAGGGCAGCGUCAGGGCCAUGCUCCGCAGCGGCGGCGCGCGCGGCGGCGGCCGCAACGCCGCGCCGCCAGUGGAGCACGUGCCGGUGGAGUGCAUCAAGAUAGGCACGGACAGCACACUGCUGAUGAGCGUGCUGGAGGCUGGCGACAUCAUGAUCAUCAAGGACGCGCUGCAGUACUUUGGCGGCGGCCGCAUGGUGGCGCGAGACCUGGCGCUUAACAACAGCCGGCCCGCCACCGCCGGCACACUGGUCAUUCUGCCGCUGGUGCACCGCUGCCGCUCGCUGGGAUGCGUGUACGUGUUCGCACGGAACGAGUUCAACCUGUCCUUCAGCCGCGCCGCCUGGGCGGACCUGGCAGCCAUGCUGUCGCGGGCGGUGUUCGGGCAGCUGGUGGGCAAGCUGCGGCACGAAUGGUAUGCGGUGCUGUCAGAGGACCCGCAGCAGGCGCCGCGGCCGGUGGAGCAGCGCGGCCGCGUACGGCGCACCAUCACCGGCAACAGCCUGUGCUCCAAUGCCUCCUCGCUGAGACCGUCCUUCGAGAUCGCAGGGCGCAGCAUGGACCCCGGGGGGACCACCGCCGCGGGCAAUCAGCACGCAGCGGAGGCGCUGGCGGCGGCGGCAGAGGCGCUCGCGUAUGCCGGGCUUAUGAUGCCCGCGUCCGACGAGCCGCCGCUGAGCGCGGCCGCGGUUGCCGGCGCGGCGGCAGUGCUGGCGCCGAUAUCAGGGGGCGUGCCGCCGCCACCGCCGGCCGCCUCCACCGGCAACACACCCUCGCUCACGGUGGCUGGCGCCACUGCCGCCGUGAACGCGAUGGUGCUGUCGGCGCGGGGGUCCACCAGCGGGCCCUCGUCAGCCGGGACGCCGCCAGGAGGCAAGGGCCGGCACCGCAUCCCGCCGGAGCACGCAGCAAGCAGUGGCGGCGGCUUCGCGGCGAGCUCGGACGAGCAGCAGUCGUCGCUGGGGCAGGCGCCCACCUCGGCGACGCUGUCGCAGGACCCGGCCGCACAGCAGCGGUCCUCUGGCGAGGAGCCCGCGGCGCCAGCAACGCAGCCGGACCCCGGCUCCUUUCCACUGACGGCGCAGCCGGACCUGUCGGACCCUGGCCAGUCGGACGCAGGCCAGUCGCCGCAGGGCCAGGGGCAGCGGCCUCAGGCGGAGCCGCCCCAGGACGCAGCCCAGCCGCCGGUGGGGCCGGACGGCGAGGUCAGCCAGGCCACACAGGCCUCGCUGCUGGACGGCAUGGAGGGCGCCGCGGCGGCGGUGCCCAUGGUUUCGUCGCCCACGUCGACUGGCCCCGGCCGGGACGCACUUAGCCCCACGCCGGGCAGCCUCAGCUUCACGCUCCCGCCCGGCAUCGACGGCGGCGGGAUGCCGCUGUUGCCAGAUGUAGCCAUGCCGCGGGUGCUGGCGUCGGCGUCGCCGUUCGGCUCGGCGGCGGCGCUGGCGGCCGGCGGGCGAGGGUCAGGCUCGGGCGCGCUGCGGUUGGCCCAGGCGAAUGCGGCUUCGGCGCAGGCGGCCGCAGACAUGCUGACGACGGAGAACAUUGAGCUGUCGCUGCAGAUGCCCGCGCCGAGCGGGUCGGGCGGCGGCGGCGUGGUGGGUACGCUGCAGGAGGUGGCUUUAAGCGCUGCGGCAGCGGCGGCUGCGGCGGCGGCGCAACCCGAUGACGGCCGCAAGUCCAGCCCGCCGCGGCUGCGCGUGGCGGCGGCGGUGAUUCCGGAGCUGUCGCCGGGCCUGGAGCACCCCAUGAGCGCACUGACUGCCAGCCUCAGCGGCGGCGGCUCGCACGUGUUGGGGUCUCAGGACGGGCCGGGCGCCCGCACCGCGCACGGCAGCGCCAAGGUCCGCGUCCGCGUGCUAGACACGUUGCCGUCCAGCAUCGCUUCGGAGGCGGCGGCGGCGUUGGCGGGGACUAGCGGCGCGUCGGGGGUGUCAGCGGACACCCCGGGGCCCGGCCACGGCUCGGCGCCGCCCAUGGAGGGAGGCGAACUUGGGGAGGACGGGGACCUCACAGGCAGCAGCCGGGAGCUGCAGGGCUGGCCGGAGCUGGUGGACAUCCUGUACGACAUGAACCGCACCCGCAACGUGUCGGUGUACCUGGCGGCCUACCGCGGCCGGGCGGUGGCGGUCAAGAUGAUGCGCAGCCACAUGUCCAUGGACGGCCGGCCGGGGCACCUGGAGUCUGAGGCCAUGACCAUCGCCGCGCAGCAGCUGCUCAGCACGGUGCGGCACCCCAACAUCCUGCGGGUGCUCAUGGUGUACCCGCUCGUCUACGAGGUAGUGGCAGGCAGCGCCAAGGGCGCCGCAGGCGCCGCAGGCCGUCACGGCUCCGGACCGCCCAUCCCCAGCGGCAGCUUCAACACCCACCACGGCGGCGGUGGAGCCGCCGCCGCCUUCGCCGCCGGCGGCUCCCUGGGCGCCGGCGGCCGGGCCCUGCACCUGGCGGCGGCGCAGCCGCACCUGUACGGCAGCGGCGGCGCCGGCGGCGGCCUGAGCGUGCAGGCGCACGCGCUGGCGGACCUGCUGGCGGGCGCGGCGGGCGCAGACCUGCCGGCCGGCGGCGUGUACUUGACGGCGGUGCUGCCGCGGCGCGAGAAGUUUAAGCGCGGCCUGGCGCUGAUGCUGGAGCUGUUCCCCUCGCUGAGCCUGCGCGAGGCGCUGCAGCGGCGCAUGCUGCUGCUGAACGCCGCCGCCACCUCCGCGCCGCAGGACGGCACCAACAGCACCGUCAUGGGCUACGGCGGCGGCGGCGGCGUCAGCACCGCCGACUCCCUGGGCGGGCCGCCGUACGGCGCUUCGGCGCUCAGCGAGGCGGGCUACCCCACCACCCCCGCCGCCAGUGGCCCACAGCCCUACUUCCUGGGCGCGGGCUUGGGCGCGCCGGGCGCCGCCGCCUCCGGCGGGCUGGGCAGCACCGGGCCGCCGCCGCCCAGCGGCGGCGGCGGCGGCGGCGUGCCGUCGCUGGUGUCGCCGCACCACGCCUCCGCCGCCGGCUUCCUGCAGCCACACGGCUUCCUGCCGACGCUGCCGGAAACGCGCGUGUCGCGCGAUGACGCCGGGCCCGGCACCGGGCCCUUCAGCGCCGCGGGCCACGCCGUGCCGCAUGCGGCGCUGGUGGCGGGCAGCGGCUUUCCGGUCAGCAACACCGACACCGCGCCCGCCUUUGGCACCACCACCAUCACCACCCUGGCCUCCAACAACAACAGCGGCGGCGGCAGCGGCCACCAUGCGCUGGUCGGGAUCAGCGGUGGCGGCGGCGGCGGCGGUGGCGGUGGCAGCACGCCGCACAUGUCCGUGCUGCUGUCCAUCCUGCAGCAGGUGGCGGCGGGCAUGGCGGCGCUACACGCCGCCGGCAUGGCGCACGGCGAGCUGCGGCCGGAGAACGUGCUGCUGGCGCUGCCGCCAGGCAGCGCCGCCGGCAUGUUCGGCGGCGGCGGCGGCGGGGUAGGAACAGGCCACGGCGGCGACGGCGGCACGCCGCGCGUGACGCCGCCGACGCCGCGCACGCACGUCAGCGGCGCCAACUUGAUCCCGAGCGGCAACAGCGGCAACGGGCGGCGCGCGGGCGCGCGUGUGUCGUACUCCAGCGGUCGCGGCGGCAACAUGUCGGUGGUGCAGACGGAGCGCUACACGGCCGAGCGGCCGAUGCAGGGGCGGUCCAUAGGCCCGGAGGUGAUCGUCAAGAUCAAAGACGCAGGCAUGACUGUGGUGGGCUUCAGCAAGGGCGCGCAGUCGGUUCGCAAGCUGCUGCAGCGCAACCGCUCCACGCUGCUGCCCUUCCUGCCGCCCGAGGUACACCGCGGCGAACGCUUCGGCCGCAGCGCCGACGUGUACAUGUUCGGACUGCUCAUGUGGGAGCUGUACACGGGCGGCGUGGCCUUCUCCAACCUGACCGGCACGCCCAUCAAGCUGCUGCAGACCGUGAUCGCCGACGGCGUGCGGCCGCCCUGGCCCGACGGCGUGCCGGGCUGGUACAUGUCAAUGGCCAGCCGGUGCUGGGCCGGCAACCCCAAGCAGCGGCCCUCCUUCCGCCGCAUCGUGGACAAGCUGCAGGAGGUGGCGAGCGCGCAGGCCCUCGCGAGCUCUGCCGCGGCGGCGGGCUGGGUCGGCGUAAGUUCGUUCCAUGCCUAGUGGCGGGAGGCGUGGCCGGCGGCGGAUGCGGCCCGCCUGGGCGUCGCGGGCCCGUGCGCCUAAGCGAUACUGGCGCGGGUAGCGGCCUAGCGAAGGAGGCGGGCGGCAACAGGAGCGGUCAGAGCAGCGGCGGGGUUGGCGCAGCUAAACCUUGUGGGCUGGGUUGGGUGGAGCGCGAAAUUGUUAUGCGGCGGCAGCAUCACCAUGAAUUGCGCGCGCGGGUGUUUUGGUGGUGUUGGGUUGCAGUCUUGGACUGCGUUUUUGUCCGAGAGCGGUGUGGUAGGUAAGCACAAGGGCAGGUGACGUGUGGAGGUGUCCUUGAGAUGUGCUGCGUGCACGGGUUGAAUGUGCGUGUGUGCCCGUGUCGUGACGUGGUGCCCGGGCGCUACCUGCACGUCGUACCAUCAAGGCACCUGCUGGCCUGCAUUUUCCUGUGAUUAGGCCCGGGGUACUUCCACUACCUAUGAGGGGGCGGAGGGCGUCCGUCGUUCCUAUACAUACACAUAGCGAUCUGUCGUGGCGGUAGAACCGGCGUCCGCAUGUGCGCGAUGAUGUGAGCUUUGGAGGUGCAUUCUUCGGUGCAUGCUCCGGUGCGAGUGCGUGUGCGUCAAGCAGUCAGGAGCACCGAGGACUACUAUGCAUUGUGUGGGCGGGUUUGUGUCGUUGUGUUUCUGUGGUGUGGUAGCUUGCGGCGAUGCUUUCCGGGUCGGACGCCGAGCGUUGGGAGGAGGUGUGGCGAGCGACUUCAGUCGAGAAAUCGGUACUGCUAUCAGAACUUGCUGCAAUGCGGGUCUGCAGCGCAACGGCAAGAGAACAACAACGCGCUGUCCCACCAGCUGAUGUAGAGGGCGGUACUGCUCAAGCAAUGAAUGUGAAGUGCGUUCGCGUAAGGAACAUACGGUACUUGUGUACCUGCAACGAGGGACAGACCGUCGAAGCGGCCUCUGAGAUUGUUGCAAGUGUGGGGCUGAGUCCGUGAUCCAUGUAUCAAUAUGCGCCUGCUGAUUGCGGUUGCGGUGGGUAGCAAAUAGCACAGUAUAGCUGCGGCAUGCAAGGUAGCGUCAAUCGCAGAACAUGCUGCAAGGUAAUUGGAUGCGCGUGCGAGACUGCAGCUGGUACUAAUGACAUGCACCCUAAUGCACUGUUGGUAACUCCCACACCUAGAGCAGCUGGAUGGAGUCUUGAACGCCAGGUGAACGAUUCACAUCAAAUGUGCUCCACUGUACGGUUGUGGCUGGAAGUGAAGUACAUGGAGGGAUCGGCGGCAGGAUUUGGAAUCCAGUUGACGGAAUACCUUAAUGCAGUCUUUUAUGUAGCUGGUUUGUGUAGUGGUCGCGUUGCCUCGGCGUCCACUCAGGACGGUGUAAGAGGGCUUAAGAGCUAGCGAAGAGCCUGCCCGACUUCCGCGAGAGCCACGGAUGGCCCACUGUGGGGGCAAAGACGCACCCGCGGAGCCGUAAGUUGUGUCGGUGCAUUUCGGUGUUCUGACACGGCGUAAGGCAAGGAGUCCUGCAUCUGGUUGCUACAUCGGAUUCGGCAAGAGGCCCCACGUAGCCAUCAGCGGAGCUGCCAGUCCGCGGGCAAGGAUGCUGUGAACACCCGUGCUGCCUGUGUCCCAACUCCCAAGGAAG
Molecule: messenger RNA, 7938 nt
Organism: Chlamydomonas reinhardtii
Lineage: Eukaryota; Viridiplantae; Chlorophyta; Chlorophyceae; Chlamydomonadales; Chlamydomonadaceae
Exons: 11
Coding region: 197-6307 (2036 amino acids)
Biological process (GO): protein phosphorylation
Molecular function (GO): protein tyrosine kinase activity; ATP binding
Source: RefSeq, a predicted model, not a curated record